Priapulus caudatus is the source of this 1876-nucleotide messenger RNA. Its product is annotated as carboxypeptidase Q-like. Lineage: Eukaryota; Metazoa; Priapulida; Priapulimorpha; Priapulimorphida; Priapulidae. The record is from RefSeq and is a predicted model, not a curated record. Gene Ontology annotation, molecular function: metallodipeptidase activity. Gene Ontology annotation, biological process: peptide catabolic process; proteolysis.
AUCGGUAGAUGGCGCACACGACCAAAAUGGCAUCGCCCACUGUAGGAAAACAUUUACGAAAGAUACCGGUCAGCAGUGCAAUGAUUAGUGUAAACAGUUUGCUUGCUUUUUCUUUUUUAUUAUUUCAUCAUUGCUAUGGUUUUGCAGUUAAUAAUGGAACUGCGGUUACAUCCAAGAUUUUGGCUGAAGAUCAUGCGAAAAAGAUUAUACAACAUAUACUUCAUGGAAAUGGGAAACAUCAAACAUAUAACAGGCUUGCACACUUUGUAGACAAGUUUGGAUAUAGGAUUACUGGAUCUGAUAACCUUGAAAAUUCUAUUGAUUACAUGCUUCAUCAUUUACAGAGUGAAGGUUUGGAUAACGUGCAUGGGGAAUCCGUCUGGGUGAGGCCAUGGGUACGUGGUGAGGAAUCGGCUCACAUGCUGGAGCCACGGCUUCAAAAGCUAAGUUUGCUUGGCUUGGGGAGCAGCAUUAGAACACCACCAGAAGGUAUCACUGCAGAAGUUAUUGUCGUGAAAUCAUUCGAAGAACUUCGUAACCGAUCAGAAGAGGCUAAAGGCAAGAUAGUGGUUUAUAAUGAAGAGUGGGUAACGUACGGUACCAGCGUUCAGUACAGGACACGCGGUGCGACUGAAGCUGCAAAAGUUGCUGCCGUUGCAUCUUUAGUGCGUUCUGUGACACCCUUCUCCAUCUACAGUCCGCAUACCGGACACCAGAGCUAUGAUGCGAAUGUGAAGAAGAUUCCAACUGCUUGCAUAACUGUUGAAGAUGUUGCUAUGCUUCAAAGAAUGGCUGAAAGAGGGGAGAAAAUCGUGAUCAACUUGAAAAUGAGUGCAAAGUACAAGCGACCAAGGAGGUCCAGAAAUGUUGUUGCAGAGAUAGUAGGACACAAGUUCCCCGAAGAGGUGGUCUUAGUGAGUGGUCAUCUAGACAGCUGGGAUGUAGGACAAGGGGCCAUGGAUGAUGGUGGGGGUGCUUUCAUUUCCUGGGAGGUUCUCACUGUAUUGAAAAAGCUCAAACUCAGACCAAAAAGGACAAUUCGGCUGGUAUUGUGGACAGGUGAGGCAACAAAGUAGCAACAGCGAUCAUGAAAAGAAUCGUCAGACCUCUGAAGCCACUGAAUGUUUCCAUGAUUACGGGAGAUUUUGAUGGUCCAGAUAUCGAUGUUUGGGCCGAUGCGGGAGUGCCUGCUGUGGCCCUUAGGACGACUGAUCCCGAAAAGUAUUUCUGGUUUCACCACUCCAAUGGUGAUACAAUGUCGGUCCUCAACCCGAUGCUGUCGAUUUGUGUGCUGCUGUUUGGUCAGUCGUAGCCUAUAGUGUAGCAAACCUGGAGCAUAUGCUGCCUCGAUAGUGUACAGAUGGUCAUUGGUCACCUACAUGGUUGUGUAUUCGUUGUGGAAAACGUAGAAAAUCCUGGAACUGAAUUUGGUUUGCUUAUCGUUGUUAUUGACACAAAUAAUGCAGCUUUCAUUAGCUGAGUAAAAUACGGCUGAUAGGGUCUAUGUCCCCCAGGGUACUGCCGGAACGUACCCUGUACCCUGGUAACUAUCUAAUAUGCCGGACCGUACCUCGCCUACUCCAAACCGUACCCUGACUUUCAGCCGAUGUCGUAAUAAAUAUACCGCUUGUUGGCAGGAAACGCGCCGCUUUAUGCUCCCGUUCCUUUUUUCCGGUCCGUUCUCGCAAAAUAUUUGUUUCAGUAUUCGUGUAAUUAUUCUACAAGUGUCAGCGAGACUAUACGUUUCCAACCCAUUAAGAUAAUCAUACAAAUUUUCCUGUUCCACAACACUUGGAGAUCUUCUUGGAGCCAUCUUUCAAAAUCUCGCGCUAAAAUGUCGUAAACAUUGCGAAAGGAAAACGCAUUCCCGAUCGUC